AUGGAGAUACCAUGCCCAAUCGCCAUAGUCGGGAUAGGAGUGAGACUUCCAGGUGGUGUCGAUUCCGCUUCAUCGUUGUGGGAUUUCCUAGUCAGUAAACGUGACGGUCGAAGUAUAGUACCAUCCAGUCGAUACAAUAUCGAUGGUUUCUACAAAAAGACGAAGGCAACCGGAUCUGUCAUCACGAAGUAUGGCUACUUUCUUCAGGACGACAUAGAUAGCUUUGAUGCAUCUGUCUUUUCAAUGAGCAAGUCGGAAGUCAAUAAAAUGGAUCCCCACCAAAGAAUGCUGCUCGAGGUCGUGUGGGAGUGUAUGGAAAGCGGCGGGCAAACAGAUUGGAAAGGAGACAAUGUAGGCUGCUACGUGGGUGUAUUUGGAGAUGAUUGGAUUGAUCUAUCAACAAAAGAUACACAUAAUGCUGGGCUGUAUGGCAUUCCAGGUACAGAAUCAUUCGCUGUUAGCAACAGAAUCAGCUACGAGUUUGACUUAAAAGGACCUAGUAUGACCAUACGUACUGCCUGCUCAUCCUCGCUUGUUGCGCUGCAUGAAGCGUGCAAAGCUAUUAACAGUGGUGAUUGCAACUCCGCCAUCGUUGCAGGCGCCAAUCUGAUGUUGACACCGACAAUGACGAUAGCAAUGACAGAGCAGGGAGUUCUUUCACCAGACGGUAUUUCCAAGUCAUUUGACUCGAAUGCUGACGGAUAUGCUCGAGGGGAGGGCGUCAACGCCGUAUUUAUCAAACCUCUGAGUGAUGCUAUUCGCGAUGGUGAUCCAAUUAGAAGUGUGAUUCGUGCCACAGCUACUAACAGUGACGGCAAAACCGCUGGUAUGAGCGUGCCUAGCCCAGAUGCACAGGAAGCAAUGAUCCGUCAUGCCUAUAAAAUUGCUGGAAUAAAAGAUUUCGCCCAGACAGGCUUUGUUGAAUGCCACGCAACGGGAACACCAGUUGGAGAUCCGCUGGAAGCUGAGGCAGUAGCUCGUGUAUUCGGAAGUGAGAAGGGCAUGAUCAUCGGAUCUAUCAAACCAAACGUUGGUCACGGCGAAGGGGCAAGUGGUCUAUCGAGCUUGAUAAAAGCUGUUCUCGCGCUGGAAAACCGAAUGAUACCCCCUAAUAUCCAUUACACGCGACCAAACCCUAAGAUUGCGUUUGAAAGUGCCAGACUUAAAGUUCCUGUUGAGAAUACUCCUUGGCCGAAGGACAAACUUGAGCGUGCUUCGGUAAACUCGUUCGGAAUUGGAGGUUCUAAUGCACACGUGAUUCUGGAAUCAGCAGCGCUGCAUGGGGUUGAUCGAUAUUCCAAAUCAUCUCCGAGUUUAGAGCCACAGCUGCUUUUGUAUUCAUCCAAUGACCAGAGGUCCGCCAAUGAACUUGUUCAACAACAUGACGAGUAUGCAGAUUCUCAUCCUGAGUCUCUGCCGGGCCUUGCUUACACUCUCGCGCAUCGCCGGGACCAGAAGUCAUAUCGAGCGUUCAGUGUUAGAAAAACCGAUUCGGUAGCGCUACUAUCCCCUCCGAUCAAAAAAAAGCGCAGUCCGAAGAUAGUAUUAGUUUUCACUGGUCAAGGCGCACAGUGGGCUCAGAUGGGUAUCGACUUACUCACCAAGUUCCAAUCAUUCGCGCAAGACAUUAAGACAAUGCAAAGUGCGUUGAAGAACUGCCCUCAUCCGCCAUCAUGGUCUAUCAUUGGUUGGUCGUCCACCCUUAUGUUGUGUGAAAAUAUUUGA
Messenger RNA from Glarea lozoyensis ATCC 20868, 1725 nucleotides. RefSeq names its product Thiolase-like protein. The coding region runs from base 1 to 1725 and encodes 574 amino acids. NCBI's taxonomy places the organism in Eukaryota, Fungi, Ascomycota, Leotiomycetes, Helotiales, Helotiaceae. The record is from RefSeq and is a predicted model, not a curated record. Gene Ontology annotation, molecular function: fatty acid synthase activity. Gene Ontology annotation, biological process: fatty acid biosynthetic process; secondary metabolite biosynthetic process. The transcript has 6 exons.